CACGGCGCUCUGUACCGUCAGCUCCUGUCAUAUUAUAAUGAUCCUCGACCGGAGCACCGUGCACAAACCGAUAAAGGCAGUCCGCGUCGAUGUCGGCUCUGCCACUCGAUAAGAAAUGUCAGAAGCCUAGGCCUAAUCUCUGGUCAGUUUAUUGUUCCUGUGUAGACGCUUUUAGUGAACAUUUGCAGGCAUUUUGCGUUGAUUCGUUUACCGUUUUCGGUUCACAUUUCUUGACAGUCGAAAAUUAGUGCGUCGACAAUAAGUCGCCAUUUGCUUUUAAAUUAUUUUUCAAGUGUGUCCAGAUAUUUAUUUUUGAUGGACUUUAGUGUUGUUGAUUUAAUGCGAUUUGCGGUUUGCUGAGAACGCACUUUAAGGCGACGACAACAGCGGUAGCUCUGGGAGGAGCAGACACAAGCCUGAGCAGAGUCCACGGGCCGAAGACUAGAAGGAAAGAUGUUCGAGACGAGAGGGAUACCCUUUAUUCUGCUGGACAUAGCCUGUCUAGUUCUAGCUGGACUGCCGUUCGCAAUACUCACACUGCAACACGAUCCGUUCAGGCGGGGUUUUUUCUGUAACGAUGAUUCCAUCAAGUACCCACUGAAGGACGACACCAUCACUUAUCAGUUGUUAGGGGGCGUCAUGAUCCCUGUCACUGUACUCACUAUGAUCGCUGGGGAGUGCCUCUCAGUUUAUCUGAAGCGCAUCCAGUCCAAGUCCUCUUUCAGCAACAGCUACAUGGCCUGUCUCUAUAAGGCCAUCGGAACUUUCCUGUUCGGGGCGGCCAUGAGCCAAUCACUGACUGACAUCGCCAAAUACUCCAUUGGUCGGCUGCGCCCUCACUUUCUGGAUGUGUGCAAGCCUGAUUGGAAGCAGAUCAAUUGCACUGUGGGGGACUACAUUGAGGACUUUACCUGCACUGGAGACCAGAGGCUGUCCAAUGAGGGCAGGUUGUCCUUCUACUCAGGCCACUCCUCCUUCUCCAUGUACUGCAUGCUCUUCUUGGCUCUUUACCUCCAGGCCAGGCUGCAAGCUGAUUGGGCGAGGCUCCUGCGGCCCACCGUCCAGUUCUUCCUGAUUGCGGCUUCCGUGUACACGGGGCUGUCCCGGGUGUCGGACUACAAGCACCACUGGAGCGACGUGCUCACUGGGCUGGUGCAGGGGGCACUCAUGGCCAUCCUGGUGGUUUUCUGCGUGUCAGACUUCUUCAGGAAGAGAGUGGAGCCUCAGAAGGAGCUGGAGGUUCCCCACACCACGCUCCAGGAGACACCAACCAAUGGAAACCACUUUGAAAGCCCUAACUAAGCUGUGAUUGGCUGGGAGGGAGGAACCAUAUGGCAUGCAGCUGCUGUGUCAGUGGGGAGAUUUUUACUGCAUGCACCCACUAAGGGCUUGGACCACUGGGGGAGGGAAGGAGGGGGUGAAGGGUGGGUGUAGCUCUCCGGGGACCUGUGAAUGUAAUGCUACUUUGUGCUUUUGUCUUUUCUAUGGGGGAGGGGCAACGAGUAAAUCCAUCUCUGGUCUGGGGACAGAUUCUAGAGGAGUGAGCAGUUAAUAUUAGCCACAGUAGCUUCCUACCUUUGAGACAACCCAUCACAUCUAGAUUGUAGCAAUAUCAGCUCAGAUUUCGCAUCCAUGGUAAACUGACCCCAGACCAGAUCUCAGACAAACUUUUUCAUGUUGGUCUUUGUGCAUACUCAGCUCCAUUCUGUCUCCUUCACAAACUCUUCACCUGCACACUUUCCCCCCAGUUCCUGUGCAUGGGACUGAGUGGUAGAGAUUAGACCCCUAAUGUCCAGCCUGACCCUGACCCUGCCCCCCAGCCUUGUCUGAACAGGCCCUGGCUGCUCCAGGUGAGGAGGUAGGAACAGGAUGGAACUGGUUCCCUGGUUGCCUUGGCUGAAUGCUGCUACUGCCAGCUCAGUGUCCUGUGUAAGCUAACCCACCAUGACAAGCCACACCCAAAUAACCACAACUCAGAUAUACUUUACUUCAUCUGCAUGGGUAAAGAAAUCACUAUACAGACUUUUUUAUUAAAAUGUUAAAAUUAUGUACAUGUUUGUGAUGUUUGAUGCUUUCUGGACGAAGAACAAAGUGGACAAAGCCAUUGAUGCUCUUGAACAUAAACAAAUUAAAAACCAAAAAUAAAUGUA
Hypomesus transpacificus is the source of this 2150-nucleotide messenger RNA. It is a transcript of the gene plpp1a, whose product is annotated as phospholipid phosphatase 1a. Bases 454 to 1302 code for a protein of 282 amino acids. The transcript has 6 exons. Gene Ontology annotation, molecular function: phosphatidate phosphatase activity. Gene Ontology annotation, biological process: phospholipid metabolic process; signal transduction; phospholipid dephosphorylation. The record is from RefSeq and is a predicted model, not a curated record. NCBI's taxonomy places the organism in Eukaryota, Metazoa, Chordata, Actinopteri, Osmeriformes, Osmeridae.